This is a messenger RNA of Nymphalis io (European peacock), 2113 nucleotides long. It is a transcript of the gene CAH1, whose product is annotated as carbonic anhydrase 1. The record is from RefSeq and is a predicted model, not a curated record. Gene Ontology annotation, cellular component: cytoplasm. NCBI's taxonomy places the organism in Eukaryota, Metazoa, Arthropoda, Insecta, Lepidoptera, Nymphalidae. The coding region runs from base 238 to 1035 and encodes 265 amino acids. Gene Ontology annotation, molecular function: zinc ion binding; carbonate dehydratase activity. The transcript has 5 exons.
UGGCUGAGAGGAGCGCGGUCGUACAGCACUGCUCUUUCGUCGUCCCGCGUCAUUGUAAGCGUCCGCGCCCGCACUCGCCUCCGCCUCGAGCACUGAGUUUGACCCUCAUAUAAAGCGAAGACCUGCGCGAACUCGCACGCAGUCACGACCCAACCACGAUCUUAUACAUUCACCCGGCUUUUUCGCGAUAAACGAUAGCAGUUACUAAAUAAUUAGUGAUACUAAACAGUUUCGGUGAUGGCGAGUCAGGAAUGGGGGUACACAAUUGAAAACGGCCCAGCGACUUGGGUAGAGAAGUUUCCUGAAGCCAGAGGUGCCCGUCAAAGUCCCGUCGAUAUAGAUACAUCUCGUGCCAGUAGCGGUGGAAGCGCUCCGCCUCUCGUGUGGCGCUACUCCGUCAAUCACCCAAGAUCUGUCGUUAACCCAGGCUAUUGCUGGCGGGUCGAUGAGAACGGCUAUGACUCAGAACUUCGUGGUGGUCCUCUCGGAUCAGACGUGUAUAAACUCCAACAGUGGCAUUGUCACUGGGGGGCUGUCAAUGGUGAAGGUUCGGAGCAUACUGUGGAUGGUCGUGCCUUUUCCGGCGAGCUACAUCUUGUUCAUUGGAAUACUAGCAAGUACAAUAGCUUUACUGAAGCGGCAGGACAAACAGAUGGACUCGCUGUUCUUGGAGUAUUGUUAAUGGUUGGAACGAAGCAUAACGAGCUCGACAAGGUGGUAAAGUUAUUGCCAUAUAUCCAACACAAAGGCGACAAAGUAACAUUCUCUGAACCCUUGAAUCCUGCAAACCUGCUUCCCCCACGCGUCGCUUACUGGACAUACCCCGGCUCGUUAACGACACCGCCAUGCACAGAGUCUGUCACUUGGAUACUGUUUAAAGAACCAAUACAAGUUUCCGCUGAACAGCUAGCGUUGAUGCGAAAAUUAAGAUGUGGAGAAGCAUCGUGCGGAGUUGAAGCGAUGGAACUACUUCAUAACUACCGUCCCACACUCCCACUCGGCAACCGGGAGUUGCGCGAUUACGGUGGCAACUAAAUAUCGCAAAGUAGAAACUUUCAUACAGUGCCCGUGACAAAUCUGUAGUCGUUGUUAGAAAUGCAAAAGGGAUAUUGUGUUAACAUAAAAGACAAAUUCAGAUUUCUUGAUUCCGUCUUCGUCUUCGAUUAAAUCUUAUCAUGUGAUAGGCCUACAGAAUGCGGAGACAUUUGAAACAAUAUUUGUUUCGUCUAAAAGCUAUACGGUUAAUGUUAUUUUGCUUGAAAAUAUAAAUCAAUUUAGUCAAUCACAACAGUGUAUUAGCAGCUAGUACCUAUACCUAGAUUCAGUUAUGAACUCACGUUAUUAAUAUUAUUAGCAUUAAGAACUAUAUUUAUUGUUCGUAAAAUAUUUACGCAAUGUUUUUGUUCAUUCAUAUAGGCAAAAUAUAUUUUUAAGCGAUUAAGAUAUUUACAAUCACAUUGUACCUAUAUACUAAGAUGUAACUAUUCUUGUUUUUUUUUAAAGUAAUUUUUUAUAAAACAAAUAUACGCAAUAAUCGAAGAAGGGAAAUCAGUGCCUUAAGGUUGUUCUUAAUAUACGACUUUUAAGAAUAAAAUAAUCAAGUCUUUCAGUUUUAAAAUGUUUACAAUUAUUAUUGUACGGACGGUCUCGACAUUCGUGCGAUAAUAUCUAAGAAUCUUAGAAUCUUAUUUCCUAAGCAUCUUAGACUAACCGUAAGAUGCUUGAAAAUUCUACAAUGUUUUCAUAAUUUUAGAGUUCAUUUGUAUAAAAAGUUGGUAACUAAGCGGUAAAUAGAAUAUGUACUCGUAUAAAUAAUAAUUUAUAGCAUUUAUUGUCUUUAUUAUUUAAAGGCAUGUUUUUAUAAAUAUAUACGUAGUUAAUGUACAUGAACAAUUAAUUAUGUGUAUUGUUUUUAUGAUUUUUGUUGUUUCAUAUAAGUAAUAACACAGUUAUAUUAACUGUGAUCUCACCCAAAAACACUUAUGAUUUAAUCAUUAUAUAAUUAAGUCAAUAUUUUUAAUAUUAAUUUGUUGUGUUGCGUACGUUGCUUUUGCAGUAUUCUGCGACAUUAUCUAUAAAUAUGUAAAAAAAUAAUUAUACUAUUCAAUUUGUA